Messenger RNA from Hyaloperonospora brassicae, 2796 nucleotides. Lineage: Eukaryota; Oomycota; Peronosporomycetes; Peronosporales; Peronosporaceae. The record is from the annotation of a GenBank genome assembly.
AUGUCGGCUUUUGACGCGCCGCGCAAGGACGAGCGGUUCGCCACGAUCGCCGACGCGGUCGCUGCUGUCGAGCACUUUGCCGCGCACACGCAGCAGCGCCACGUGCGUGUCCAGCAGCGCCAGCCGACGCGCGACGCGCCCGUGUCGGGUGUCUCGUCAUGGCCGACCAAGUUGGGGCCUGCGCCUGCCGCCACGUCCACAGCUGCACUGGCCGCGUUGUCCACGGCCUCGAAUACUGUCGUCCUCGAGUGUGCGAACGCGCCCACGUGCAAGUGGUUUGUGCGGCUGUUGUUCGUGAAAGGUGAGCAGAAGUGGAAGAUCUCGAGCAUGAACGUGGACCACCACAAGACGCUCUGUCUCGAACCGAAGCAGGCAGUCGUGGCGGCCAAGAACGACGUGGCUGGGCGCUUGGAUGCGCCCGUCAGGUUGGACCAGGGGCUCGAGAACGUGCAGGCGCUUGCCGGUGAUGAGCAAGGCACUGCAACAGCACUGUCGGGGGCUACGAGUGCGACAAGUGCAGACGAAGAGGCUACCGCAGCUGUCAUGGGGGCGUCCGUCUACGUGGGCAUGGUGUUGGUGGGCUGGAAAGAGGCGAUCGGAGCUGUUCGUGCACUUGCAGGUCAGAUGGGACGUCGAGCGAUUGCAGAAAAGACCGCGGCAAUGUCGUGGCGGGGAACGAGUGUGAUGGCACGUCGCGUCGUGUGUCAGAACCAUCGUAAUUCGAAUUGUGGGUGGAAAGUGGUGCUCGACGAGUCGUCGGAUGGAUCCGAACGCUACACAGUGUUAUCCAUGAGCUUACUGCACUCGAAGGAGUGCGUGGAGACGUGUAAUUUCAAUGCACGCACGAAGGGUGUGCCUGCUGCAACGGGAACAAGUGCUAAAGCUGCCCUUUCCGCGGACUUGAUGGCGUUUUCAACUGGCGGCACGCCAUUGAGCUCGUCGUUGUUGGUUGACGAUAUGUCGAGGUAUCAGUUGACGCAUGAAAUGCGAUGGAGCACAGGCAAGGAAGCCACGAAAGCAAUCAGUGAUUUUUCACUAGUGGUGCAGCGCAAACGCUCGAAGCUGUGCAAGCGCAACAAUGGCGGCAGCAACAAGAAGUAUGUAUGUUCUGACGAACAGUGCCUUUGGUUCGUGCAGCUGGUGAAAGGGUGGAAGUCUAAGAACUGGAAGAUAUCUGCUAUGAACUUGAAACACUCGGAUAAGUGCGCGGGGGCACCGAAGCCCACUGCUCGGCAGCUGGCCGAAAUGCGUUUCUUUCGCCAAGCUGUGAUCACACAUUCAAAGUCAUCAGGCAAACUGCUAACCGACAAUUUCUUGAUGCACUCCGAGUCGGGCAUCCAUAUUCCGCGUGGCAUGGCUUACCGCGCCCAACGACUGGUAGUCGCAACAUCCACGGAUGAUCUCACCGAAAGCUAUAAGUACAUUCCGAGUCUGAUCGAGUCGUUUGUCAAGAAGAACCCCGGCUCGAUUGCUAAUUACGAGAAGAGCCCACACGGUCACUUCAUUCGAGCAUUCUUCUUGCCGAACACGUCUAGAAUGGUCUUGGCAUCCCAGCAGCAAAUUUUCGGCAUUCACGUACUGCGUUACGACACCGUGAGUUAUCAGGGCUGUAUGGCCUUGCUAGUGACGCGCGAUGGCAACUUCACGUACCAAGUUAUGGCGUUCGCAUUGUUGCCGACAAGCGAUAUGGAUAACAUGAAGUGGUUUCUCGCGAUGGCCAAGCGUGGGGAUGUCCACUUCGACGGACGACCCGUCUUUUGUUCGCAUACCGAACACGGUCUCCUUCGAGCUUUGUCGCACGACGCACGCCAUGCAAAAGUCAUGUUUUGCGUCCGGAGCCUGCUGGAGGAGAUGGCACGUGACAAGAACAUUCCUGUGCUCGGGCCAUUAGAAGAGAAGGUGUGGGAACUGCAGCGACAAGAAAGCGAGGAGGCUUUUCAGAAUGUCAUCAGGGAUCUCGAGACGCUAAAUGCUGCUGCUGCGGCGUUUCUGCGAGCCGUACACCCAAAAAACUGGGCGUACUAUAUGAAUCAAUCCAUUAAGCAUUACCGCUGGGCGAGCACGAGCGCUGAUGAGGCGAUUGUUGGCUCUGACAUUCGGCGCAGCGACGAAGCUCCUUUUGACCUCAUGUACACAUUCUUGGCUUUCCUCAUGGACGGUACCUACAAGAAAAGCCAGCUAGCCUCAAAGCUGCUCGCCAACGACGUUCAAUCGCCUUCGUUGCUCACACCGGGUGCCGACACAUUGUAUCGCCAGGGAAUGCAAGCAGCUGCAGCAUACACUGUGCGCAGAUGUGACGAGCAAGUUGCAUUUGCUUGGUUGACGGGUGCACGUCCAAAGAUCACGUACAGGAUAGAUAUAGCGCUGCGGACAUGCACGUGUGGGCAGGUGUUCCAGCUAGGGUUGCCAUGCUGCCACCUGAUCGCAGCGUCGCUGCACUUAGGUAAUGAGAUGGUGCUGCUAAAUAGCUUCGACCCAGUCUACAAAGCGGCGACGUACGCGGAGGUACACCGCAAUCUUCGGAUCGAGAUCCCGAUUGCCGGGGACCUACACAAAGAUCACUCAUUGCUUCCAGCCAUAUCUGCACGAAGUGCAAAGUCCAGGAAGCGGUCUCACAGUGCUGGAAGCAUCACGAGUCCCGCUUCUUCAGCUUUCGUUCCUUCGUCCAUGGCUGUGCUGAGUGCCGUGUCGUCUGCUGUGCCAGUCAAUUGUGAGGAUGCAUUGGCUUCUCAAGUGAAAACGCCACGACUGGAUCUGGACACGGAUGUCAUGACGAGUCUCAGCGAAAUCGUGUGA